AUGGCGUUCCUGCGGCAGCUGCGCUCCCCUCGCCUCUCCUUCAUCCAGACCGUUGUGUCUCUCUUCAUGGGCGCCCUCGCCCUCAUGUCCUCCUACUGGUGCGAGGGCCAACAGAAGGUGCCCAAGCCCCUCUGUUCGCCCGUCAAGCACAGCAACUGCAUCCCCGUUCCCGGCGUCUCCAACUCCUCCACCAUCCAGUUCUCCUGGGAGACCGGCGACGACCGCUUCAUCUUCCCCGUCUUUCACACGGGCCUGUUCCUCAUCUGCGAGGAGGACAUCUACGCAGAUGCAGCACCGGAGAAGUGUCGGGGGUUUCACACGUUGACUCCGGGAUCUGAAAAAGCGAUGAUGUGGCUGUCUCUGUCGUUGGAGAUCAUGUACGUGGGUCUGCUGUUAAUCAGCUGCACGCUGCUGUCCAUGCAGUUGUGCAUCCGGGCCUGGUGCCCCUCCACGCGCCGCUGGGGCCAGCUGCUCAACGCCUUCGCCGCCGUCUUCACCGUCCUUGGAGGUCUGCUUGGGAUGGUGGGUCACAUGAUGUUCAUGCAGGUGUUUCAGACCACGGCCUCAAUGGGACCAGAAGACUUCAAGCCUCACAGCUAUGGGUACUCGUGGGCGUUCUAUGUGGCCUGGUUCGCCUUCACGGUCUGCAUGUCGGCCGGCGUCUCCACUCUGAACAACUACACCAAGAAGGUGCUGAUGGUGGGGCCGCGGCACAGCUCCAGCCUCAACGCCUGCAGCUUUAACUUCGUGGGCCUCCUGCCACCUUACUACACCCCGGCGCACCCAUCCACGGCCCUGGCCUGUCCCCCGUCUCCCCCCCGGAUCUCCCACUUGUCUCCCUACUACGAGCCCCCGACAAAAGCCUGCUUACCGAGGCUGGCGCACUCCCACUCGCUACCCCUCCCUCACUACGAUUCCUUCCCUCCUCUCCCGUCACUCCAUGCGCCUGCAUCCCCUCUCCAUCGCCUCUCCCUGCCAUCUCCGUCACCACUGCCCACCCCGUCCUUCUCCGUCCACCUGACGCUGCCGGGACACGAGGAGAGCCACUACGGGCCGGAGGAGGACUACAGCCCCCUUUGA
Messenger RNA from Cyclopterus lumpus (lumpfish), 1080 nucleotides. Its product is annotated as germ cell-specific gene 1-like protein. The coding region runs from base 1 to 1080 and encodes 359 amino acids. The transcript is spliced from 5 exons. Lineage: Eukaryota; Metazoa; Chordata; Actinopteri; Perciformes; Cyclopteridae. Gene Ontology annotation, cellular component: plasma membrane. The record is from RefSeq and is a predicted model, not a curated record.